Molecule: messenger RNA, 744 nt
Organism: Zymoseptoria tritici IPO323
Lineage: Eukaryota; Fungi; Ascomycota; Dothideomycetes; Mycosphaerellales; Mycosphaerellaceae
Exons: 2
Coding region: 1-744 (247 amino acids)
Source: RefSeq, a predicted model, not a curated record
AUGGCGGACCCGAAUCAGGCGGGACCACCACAUUACGGUUUCUCUAUCCGGCCGCGGACCUCACCCUCUCCGCGCAACCCCAGGAUCUCCACGCACUCCAGCGAUGCGGACGAAAUCGAUCGCAUGCUUGCGAAGUAUGGCCAUAAGAUCUGGGGUUUCGUGAUUUAUCGAUCGACCUACGCCAGUGAUAGCGACUGGACCGAAUGUCUGCGUACUUUCCAAAGUGAGCUGAAGUUCGAUCUGGAGUUCUUGGGCGGGCUGGACAUUCUUGACAGUAAUCCUUUCACGAUUUUUGAAGACCGUAACCUCUUCGACGGAGCUUCCGCAGCUGUUGUGCGGGAUCAUUUCAACGCCUGGGCAUUAGCGGCACCAGAGCGUGAGCAAGGCACUGGCGCCGGCGGGUGGGGUGGAUCGCCGCGCUAUAAUUUCUGCGUUCAAAUUGACGAGCGGUGUCUUCGCAGCAUUCUCGAUGGCAACCAUGGUGGAGCGCAGAGCGAGGGAUUCAUCAAGCUUAUCAGGGGAAGCUGGCAAUCAGACCCUCGAGCUGAUCGGUUGCGUGCCUCGGAUCCUGUACAAAACUUGCCGGCAUACGACGAUAUCGAAGGAUGUACCGCGUACGAUAUCGGGUGGGCCAAGAUCAGGCAAGAGAAGUACCUGGCCUUCUUUUGCGCCCUGCAGAACCAGAAUUUUUGGCAGUCCAGCUACAAGCGGCCUCCGCUCGUCAGCUCGACCGACGCCAUUUGA